AUGCGUGUCACGACCACCCUUAUCGCUGCUGCCGCUAUUGCUGCACCUCUUCUGGUCACUGCCACCCCUUCUCCAUCCUUCACCGACCUAUACGCGCGCGAAGAGUUCGCACCGUAUGUGUCGGCCCGCGACGUGUAUGACGCGGCUGCCAUAUUCCGCCGCGGCAAUUCGAACAGUAAGCUGCCUUCGAACGACCCGAAUGACCCAAUCAGACAGGCUGCGAGAGAAAAGUACAACGCGGACAUGAAAGAUUACCGAGCUAAAAAAGCGGCGCACCGAACGUGGCAUAUGUAUAACGGCGGUCCCAUUGGGGAUGGGCUGGCCCGGCCGGAUUCCACCCGGGGCCCGCCGCCACAGAUACCUCCGAAGCCGAUUGAUCCGGAUGGAAAACCCAACAAGGGAUUCAAGGGAUUCUUUGGAUUGCAGGGUAAGGGUAAGCGUGAGGACCUCCAUAUGCGUGCGCUGUUAGUGCGAGCGUUGCUCGAAGAACUCGAUUGA
Fibroporia radiculosa is the source of this 498-nucleotide messenger RNA. RefSeq lists its product as uncharacterized. The coding region runs from base 1 to 498 and encodes 165 amino acids. The transcript is spliced from 3 exons. NCBI's taxonomy places the organism in Eukaryota, Fungi, Basidiomycota, Agaricomycetes, Polyporales, Fibroporiaceae. The record is from RefSeq and is a predicted model, not a curated record.